This is a messenger RNA of Pyrgilauda ruficollis (rufous-necked snowfinch), 2280 nucleotides long. It is a transcript of the gene CDCA7L, whose product is annotated as cell division cycle associated 7 like. Gene Ontology annotation, cellular component: nucleus. The record is from RefSeq and is a predicted model, not a curated record. Gene Ontology annotation, biological process: regulation of DNA-templated transcription. NCBI's taxonomy places the organism in Eukaryota, Metazoa, Chordata, Aves, Passeriformes, Passeridae. The transcript has 10 exons. Bases 307 to 1359 code for a protein of 350 amino acids.
GCAGCGGCGGCGGGGACCCGCGGCAAGAAACAGGUACCCAAGGAUGUGGCCAACAUUUAUAAUACCCCCAGUGACAGUGAAGAUUUUCCAGGAUUCCAAGAUGAUGCUUCCAAACAGAGCUUCUUGUCAGAGGACAACUGUGCUAGUUCUGAAUCUGUGGAGUCUGGAAAAGAGGGGCUCCGGUUUCAGUCCAGAUACCUCACUGAAGAGCUGCGGAGGAUUUUCACUGAGGACACUGACUCUGAAACGGAAGUGUUUGAGGGCUUCGCUUCAAACGAGGUGCAGGUGAACAAGAAAGAAGUUCUGAUGGUGGAGUCAGACUUGAGUGAUGAAGAACAUGAUAAUUUGUUGAGUAAUGAGAAAGAAGAGGAGGAAGAGAUGAAGAAGAAGGUUUCCCCCAAGAGAAGAAGCUUUGGCCUUCGUGUUGCUUUACAGUUUCCCACUAGGAAGUCAUCUGAGAAAAAAGUGCCUGAACAGGCUUUGUCUGAUUUACCUGUAAAGGACAGUGAAUCCCUCACACCUCUCAAGCGGUCAGACAAAGUAGAGGGCUCUGCUUCAGAGUCUGAAGAAGACAUUAAAGAAACACAGGAGGAAAGUUCCAAUGCACUGCUUAAGAGAGCCAUAAAUAUUAAAGAAAAUAAAGCCAUGCUUGCCCAGCUGCUGGCAGAACUGAAUUCCAUACCGGACCUGUUCCCAGUGAAAAUGCCCUCCUCGACUCCUUCAAAGCAGAAGAAGACCCCAAGGAGGACAUUCUCUGAAGGCCAGAUAACGCGCCGAAUGAACCCAACCAGAACUGCUCGUCCACCAGAAAAUUUUGCCUUGGAAAAAUUUACUGUGUCAGCUGUCAGACUUGCAGAACACAUCUGUAGCUACAGACAACAAAACCUCCUGAAGAGACUCAGUGUGCAGGGGGAUUGUGGAGUACGCAAAAGAAGGAGAACAUCGAAGUACUCGUCUCAUCGCCCGGUAGAAGACAUAACUGAGGAGGACUUGGACAACAUUGCAAUCACUGUUAGAGACAAAAUCUAUGACAAAGUUCUCGGUAGUACUUGCCACCAGUGUCGACAGAAGACAACCGAUACAAAGACAAUCUGUCGCAAGCAGGGCUGUGGAGGAGUCAGGGGGCAGUUCUGUGGACCCUGUCUUCGAAAUCGAUACGGUGAAGAUGUGAAGUCAGCUCUGCUUGAUCCAGCCUGGAUCUGUCCUCCGUGUCGCGGGGUGUGCAACUGCAGCUACUGCCGCCGGCGGGACGGGCGCUGUGCCACCGGCAUGCUCAUCCACCUGGCCAGGUUCUACGGCUACAACAAUGUCAAGGAGUACCUGGAAAGUUUACAAAAACAACUGGCGGAUGACAAUUGAGAGCACUGGACUCAAGCCAUGCCUGAAACUGGUUAAUAUGUUAACAGUUUGACUUCAGAAGUUUACUACUAUGUUUUACAUAAAAUAGAAUUGUAGUAUAUAGCAUAUUCAUUUCUGUAUUGGAAACUUUCUGAUUGAUAUGGUCUUAUGCAAAAGAUCUCUCAGGAAAAUGUUUUGGUAGAGAAAUCUACAUGCACAGACCUGUAUGUUAAGUGAAAUGGCACUCUUGAACCUUGAGUGGUUAAUUUUUAACAGAGCUACACAACCACAUGACGGACAGCUUGAUCAAAAUGAGCAAUAUUUUUAUUUAUAUAAUUGUGCAAGUUUGCAGAAAGGGUGUUUUAACAACUACCUUCAAAGCAUCCCAUCUUCAAAGAAACAAAACACCCUUGUCUACCAGCUUGACCAUAAAGAUCCAUUUUUCCAGCUCUGCCUUCUGAACCUGUUUCACCACCUGUAGUUUAUAGAACUUGUCCUUGCAAGUAAGGAGAAGGUACUUUCAUCUGAAUGCCAUUAUAUUCCAGCCAAAGGUGAUGCAAUCGACCAGUGCAAGGAUGAUUUGUGAAAAUUUUAUUCCAAAGUGCAAUUAUUCACCAAAACAUGAAAGUAGAAGAGUGUUUAAAAAGAAUUUUAAAAUAUCCCAGUAAAAAAAUCCAGCAAAACUUUUCACCAGCAGUUUUUGUGUAAUGCACCUGCUGUCUGAAGCAUCUACCCACCUGUUGUAACUGGUCUAUACCAGAGUUCAGGAUUAAGUUUUUUUACUUACAGUUCAUACUUAGAUAUUUUUUCAUUUGUACAACCAGGCUUUCAAACAACUGUGUUUAAAUACAAGAGAUUUGUAUUGCAUGUUAAAGUAUGUUAAAAUCUUGUAAUAUACACAUUUCUUUUUUAUAUAGAGAGAAUAAAGACUGAUCUAAAGAA